Molecule: messenger RNA, 1203 nt
Organism: Symbiodinium necroappetens
Lineage: Eukaryota; Dinophyceae; Suessiales; Symbiodiniaceae
Source: the annotation of a GenBank genome assembly
AUGGCUCUGGGACGGUGGAGCCGCCUGGCGGACUUGACGGAUGCCGGCCUCGUCCGUCCAGCGGCACGGUCGGAGCACAUCGGCACUUGGAACGAGGCAAGGCAGGUGCUGCUGAUCCAUGGCGGAAGCAACCUGGAAGGCGAUCUCUGGACCUUCGACGCCACAUCCGAUUCCUGGGCCCGCACAGUGACGGCCGAGGCGCCGGCAGCACGGACUUUGCAUGCUGCUGGCUGGGAUGCUGCCAACCAGGCUCUUUGGGUUCAUGGCGGCCACAACAGCCAAACAGCCACCUGGUAUCGAGACAUAUGGAGAUUUCACUCUGGCAUUUGGGUGCAAGUGUCCAAUGAUGCUGGACCCUCCGGAAGGCAGGCCCAUGUGGCCGUCUGGGUUCCAGGCACGUUUUCUCUUUGGGUGCAUGGUGGCUGGACCGGCACCAACCGCUUGUCAGAUUUGUGGAGCUACAACGAACAGGGUCACGGAUGGUGGGAGUUGGCGCCAAGUGGAGCGCCACCGGCACGAUCGCACCAUGUUGCCGUGUGGGAUGGGGUUGGCCAGGCACUUUGGAUGCACGGUGGCUUUGGCGACUCUCGCCUACUGGGGGACCUUUGGACUUUGGAUGCAUCCACCGGAAGUUGGAGCGAACGCUCAUAUGAUGGCGGUCCAAGUGCGAGGUCAGGCCACACCGCAGUAUGGGAUGAUGGAAGCCGCAUGCUUUGGCUGCAUGGCGGCAACGACGGCUUCCCCAAACAAGACCUUUGGAGAUACGAUUCGGGGCAGAACAUGUGGAGUCUGAUUUCAGCCGAGCACGCUGGUCCAUCGGGACGCUGGUCACACGUCGCGGCUUGGGGCAGUGGAAAUCAAGUCAUCUACAUCCACGGAGGGAUACUGGACAAGUACUUUGCAGCAUUUUUCCACCUGUUCCUUGUACAAUGGAACCCUCUGUGGAGACGUCUGGUCUUUUUCCGUCACUACUACCUCAACAACACACACUACAAGCUCUACAACCAAGUCAAGCAGCCAAACCUCAAGCUCCAGCAGCACAUCUCGAACGAGCAGCAGCUCGAGCAGCAGCUCCACGACAUCCACAACUGGAACUUCUGUUACGAGCACAUCAGCGACUUCCAGUUUGAGCAGCAGUAUCAGUACGACCUGCACUCAAACAUCCAGCACAUCCAGCACACAGACCCGAACCUCGAGAACUAG